Molecule: messenger RNA, 987 nt
Organism: Opisthorchis viverrini
Lineage: Eukaryota; Metazoa; Platyhelminthes; Trematoda; Opisthorchiida; Opisthorchiidae
Exons: 7
Coding region: 1-987 (328 amino acids)
Source: RefSeq, a predicted model, not a curated record
AUGAGGCGGCCUAGUGCAGCAAAUUCAUUUGCCUGGAAACAUCACAAACGAGAGCAAAAGCUGGGUUCCAGGAUGCAGUCUUUGAAGUACGAUCAGCUCAAAUAUCGCACCAGUUACCCCUCCCGGCAACCAUUCGACAUGGCUGAGCAUCGCCUUCUCGGUUCCCAACCCGAUUGUCACGCAUGGGCAGUGUAUGAGCAGCCGAGCAAUCCUGUCUCAGACAGACGUCCAAAGUGUUGUCUGUCAUUGCCAGGCCAGUGUAUCACGGACACUGAUCUCGACAAUACUUGGUGUUGGAUGUUGAUGUUAGGCGAGAUGGCCCAAGUGGUCCGUGGUUCGAGUCCGACCUCCGCCACUCGACUUCCCCUGUCUAGGCUUGGGCAACCUGGCAGUAUCCCAGCCCUCGUGCUUCCUUCGGGUGGCAUGGCAGCUAGGCACCGAAAGGGUGCUACAGCUGAAGGCUUUCUUUCUUUCUUUUCUUUGGUGUUGGAUGUGCAGAAAAAGCACCGUAAGCUGACAUGCCACCCGGAGAAAGCACGAGGGAUACUGCCAGGUCGCCCAGGCCUAGACAGGGGAAGUCGAGUGACAGAGGUCGGGUUGGAACCACGGAACUUCCGGUCAGUAAAUUUGCGCUCUAACCACCUGGGCCAUCUGGUCCCGAAGCCGGCCUUAGCCACUCCAGAGGUGAAUUCCACUGCAGUCAAAAGGCUGUAUUUACAAGGCAAAUGCAAUAAUGUCUUAUUGGACGGGUGUGAAACUCGGCUCCGACAUUCGAAAAAUUCAGAUACGCCGUUGCAAUAUGACAGGCGCUGCUGGUUGCCGCGUGUCCGCAAUGCAGUGCGUAAGCAGUGCUUGAGUGCGCCUGGUUGGGUCGUGCCACAGGCAAAAUUCCCAGCACUAUGCAAAGAGGUGGCAAUCUCGUCCCAGUAUGGGUUCACAUCUGAUGGUGGAGCACUUGGAAGAGACUUUAGAAGACGAUUCUUGUAA